AGCAGAGUGGACAAAGCGCUGGAGCAGAGAACUGUCUGCAGCCUCUGCAGAAAGGUGGCUGAUAAUCAGAGGGUGCCUGGUUGCUUUUCCCUUUCUAAACCCUGGGGUGGGCCCCAGCCAAGCACCUUGAGCAGGAGAAGGGAUAAAGUUCCCCAGCAGUAGAGUCUCCUCUCAGCUGUGCUGAACUUUGCCUUUAAGCUUUAAACAGCAGCGCUGCUGGGCUCCUCUGAUCAGAUUAAGACACAGGAGCAGCUGCAGCAGUUGCUGAGUGCACUUGCCUCUAGACAGCUAGCUCUUGGGGUGAGUUUGAGCCACAGGGAGAGAAAGCAGGGAAGUGAGGGAUCCGUAAGCUGCUCUCCUCGAGGCUGACUUUUUAACCGGAUUCCAUCUCCUGACUGCUCCAGAGGAGAGGAGUUUUGUGCAUCUGCUCUCCUCUCAGAAGAGUUGACUAAAGAAGAGGUUGAGAGAGCAGGGGAUGGCCAACAACAGCUCUUUGUCAGUCCGCGGCUCCCUUGCUUACGAUGACUUUGCCAGCCCUGACUGGUACAUGUAUGAGUCCACGGAACCUGAGAUGCCGCAAGAUGAUAUGGUUCCUAGUGUUAUCCCAGCCUGCGACCCCACCAUCGCCUACGGUCUGUAUCACGCCUGCAUGGCUCCUGUAUCGCUGGCUGUGCUGAUAGUCUUGUCUCUGCUGGUGAAACGCAAGAGCCUCCAUAGGAGCUGUUGGAAUGGAGCCCCUGGACUGCUCAGCCCUGUGGAUUUCUUGGAAGUGGAGGGCCACCCGGGGCUGGUGGCAGCCGUGUUUGGAAUCCUCUUCUCUUCUGUGUGCGUGCUGGUGCUGGACACCGACCCGCUGCCCUUCGUCGCCAGCUCCUCCCCGCGCACUCGAGAGUACUGGAAGAUCCUGGCUUUGCUCUAUUACCCUGCCUUUUACUAUCCUUUACUUGCAUGCGCCACCAGCAGACACAGAGCUGGCUAUUUCGUAGGCUGCUUGCUCUCCUGGGGCCAUUGUGUGGUCCAGAUCUGGCAGAAAGUCGACUGCCCUCAGUCGCCCAAGAUUUACAGGCACUAUUCCCUGCUGUCUUACGGCCCCAUUAUCCUCUGCCUCAUCAUCCUGAGCUUUUGGUACCCGGUGCUGCUUGUCCGGAGCUUCACGCAGGAGAACCUGGCUGCGAGAGAGGUUGCAGGGAGCAGCUAUUACAAAAAAUACCUGAAGGCGAUCCUGGCCAAGAGAACGUGCUCCAGAAGCUCCAGGCAAGCCAGUCUCCUCUCGAGGGCCCAGAUGUACUUACGCUCUUACAUCUACACGCCCCAGGAAGGGUUCCAGGUUCCUCUGAAGCUGGUUCUCUCGGUAACCACAGCUGUGAUUGCUGUGUACCAGGUAGCCCUGCUGCUGCUUGUGGGCUUCCUCCCUCCCGUUCAGAUUGUGAGGGCCGGGAUGACGAAGGAGAUCACAGUCCUGCUGGUUCAGUUUGGAGUCGUCCCUUCAAAAAGCCAGGGGGGAGCCCCUGGAGACAUGACACAGGAGCUGGACACAGUCAGACACUAUCUUUGGUCACUGGAAGUGUGCUACGUCUGCUCCCUGGUGCUCUCUUGCCUGCUCACCUUCUCCAUGCUGAUGAGGUCCUUGGGGACGCACAGGGCCAACCUGAGGGCUCUGUACCGAGGGGCUGUCCUAGACGUCUUCUGCCGUGCCCGGACACUCGGCCCAUCCCAGCAGGCUCUGGUCUGCUGGAUGAGCUUUGCCAGCUUCCAGACUGCAUUCGCCUGCCUGGGUCUCCUCAUCCAGCAAGUGAUUUUCUUCGUCUGCGCCGUGGGCUUCAGCUUCCUGGUGGUCAUUCCGCUCCAGUCAGGCGCCCACAUGCAUCUGUUUAAAAUCCUGGAGAACAUGUGGCCCUUCUGGCUCAUGCUGGUGCUCGCUGUGCUUGUGCAGAACUUGCUUGCUCAUUUCUGCUUCCUGGAGCAACCCUACCUGCAGAAGGAGCUGACCAACAGGCGAGCCCUGUGCAUCGUGACCUACCUGCUCUUCCCCAUCAACGUCCUGGUGGGCGUCCUGGCUGGGAUCUGGAGAAUGGUCAUUUCUGCGCUUUACAAUGCUGUCCAUUUCUGCCAGCUGGACGUCAGCUUGCUGACCCGGGGCGUCGAGGCCUUCGAUCCAGGCUACCGCACGUACUGCCAUUACUUAAAAAUUGAGGCCAGUCAAUCGCACCCAGUGAUGAAAGCCUUUUGCGUCUUGCUUCUCCAAUUACCUGGCCCAGAGAGGCAGGCAGGACUCAAGCCCACGGACGUGGAAGAAGGGAUCCAGCUGAUGCAACCGGCAAAAGGGCUGCUGAAGACGUCCAAGUCCAAGCAGAUGCGAGCCCGGUGGGGGCUGGCCUACACCCUGCUCCACAAUCCUUCACUCCUGGCCUGCCGAAAGGCUGCGCUCUCUGACCCCACAGCCAACGGGACCCAGCCUCGCCCUGCCAAGCCCUGACCCCCCCAGGGGAGCCCCCCUCUUCCCUGGGACUGUUCCAGCUGUGCUCACUGCCUGCUCUGUCCUCUCCUUAUGCACCCCUGGGCACUGCGGGGCCCUUGAGCGAGGCUGCGCCCCAUUGCCUGCCUGGCUGGGGGACCAGGGCUGUUCUCUGGGGCCAGCACGAAGCCAGGGGGAUGGGCUGCCUGGGAAUCCAGCCCAGACUGAGCUUAAUCAUGCCAGGCCAACCCUUUGCGCCUCAUGCUACACCUGGGAAACCCGCAGCAGCUCAAAGGCCCCUUGGGAACCGUUCCAGGUUAGCCCUGCUGCGCUCACAAGUGAAAUGAGUUUGGUGGUCUCAGAAUUUUUAUCCCCAUUACCCUUCUACCCUGUGGUUUGGAUUAUGCAAGUCCCUGCCGGGGGUGAAUGGGAGAGAGAACGGGAGGGUGCUGGCCGAAGGAGCUGGGUCUGCCCCCAAGCCAGCACAAUCUGCCCCGUGUUUCAGAAGGCACCGCCCCUUCUACCCACUGGCCCCCAAGGAUCCUGCCUGGGAGUCUUUCCUGGACCCCUGUGGCCCCCGAGAGCGGCUGGGUGCAGCUUGGCUUUGCAGCUGGGUCCAGCGUGGCCUACGGUGGAGCUGCUGGAGCGCUGAUGAAGGAGCCGGGCUUCAGGCUUUGAGAGAGAAUCCCGCUGUGACCACGCUCAUCGUGUCCCCCCUGCCGCAGCCUUUGGUCCUUGUGCCGGCAGGUGCGUCUGGCGACCAGACUGCAGGGUCCUGGCAACGGGCCCGCGAUGUGCAGAGUGAUCCCUCGCUUUCAUGGAUCCUCUCCGCUGCGGGGCACUUGCCUCCGUUUCCCAGCAGACCGAGGGGUCUGUCUUCUGCCCCACUGCCGCCUCCCUUUUAACAAGCGAUUCCUUGGCCUCUGGGCAGGUCGGAGUGGGAGUGAGCCGAGCUACUAGUACAGAGCUGUGAAUUUACCUCCCCGUGGCAGGGGAUGUGGCCUUAAUAAAUACCAUGCCUCUUGCCUA
This is a messenger RNA of Pelodiscus sinensis (Chinese soft-shelled turtle), 3484 nucleotides long. The record is from RefSeq and is a predicted model, not a curated record. Lineage: Eukaryota; Metazoa; Chordata; Testudines; Trionychidae.